Messenger RNA from Ustilaginoidea virens, 1467 nucleotides. RefSeq lists its product as uncharacterized. The coding region runs from base 1 to 1467 and encodes 488 amino acids. Gene Ontology annotation, cellular component: plasma membrane. Lineage: Eukaryota; Fungi; Ascomycota; Sordariomycetes; Hypocreales; Clavicipitaceae. Gene Ontology annotation, molecular function: G protein-coupled receptor activity. Gene Ontology annotation, biological process: cell surface receptor signaling pathway; adenylate cyclase-activating G protein-coupled receptor signaling pathway. The record is from RefSeq and is a predicted model, not a curated record. The transcript has 4 exons.
AUGGAAUCAAGCGAUGACGGAUCGAGGCUCAGCGCCGAGCACACCAACACCCUCAUCACGAUUGAGCGCACAGGGGCGGCAAUGUCCAUGGCUGCAAUAACAGUGACCGUUGUUUCGUACGCUGUGUUCAGAAGACUGAGGACGACCCCCAACCUGUUCCUUUUCUUUGCGUCGAUUGCCAAUGCUGGCGCGAGUGUUGCUGCCAUGAUGGGUUAUGACGGGCUCAGAAUGGGGGUCAACUCGUCUCUCUGUCAGACCCAGGGUUUGCUUUUCGAAUGGUUCAUGCAAGCCGACCCUUGGUGGUCGUGUGCUAUGGCAGUCAACGUCUUUCUGGUCUUCUUCAACAACGCGAAUCCAGCGACCUUUCGAAAGUAUACAUGGAUAUACUGCGUCAUUUGCUACGGCGGCCCGAUGAUUCCCUCCGUUGUGCUCAUUUCGAUUCGAGGCGAUCCAAAAGGUCCCGUGUUUGGUGACGCGGCUCUGUGGUGUUGGAUUAGCCCGAGGUGGAGCAUUGUCCGUCUCUAUGCGUACUACAUCCCAAUUUGGAUCUGCAUUCUUCUCUCCGUCCUCAUCUACAUCGCUGUGGGUUGUCACGUAUUCCGGCGAAGAAACCAACUGCUGCACUUCAAAAUCCCAAAGUACGACAGCAUUAGCGGCAGUGCGUCUCCUUUAGAUAGUGGAAACAGGAACUCUGAAGAUGCGGGCUCGACGAGGCCAACCAAAAGCUACGGUCGUGCAGUAACCGAAAUCCACAUCACCUCUGGUUUUCUAGGCUUUGACUUUGAGGAGGGCAUCUCCGCUCCACCAGCUACACACAUUGUUCCUUCUCGAGCGUGCAAUCGAUCCUGGCCGACGUUGCUCAAUGACUCUGAACUUGAUCGCAGAGCCAUAACAGCUCAGAACUUUGUGACGACAUGCUCUUCGGGUGGCCAAUGCACCGACAGAUCAACGCUCGCCGGAAAAUUCGGCCUUUUGGCGUCAACCGCAUCGAUGAAGCUCAGGCGUCUUGAUCCUGUCAAGAUGGCGUAUAUUCGCACGAGCUUCAUAUUUGGCUUCUCCGUGUUGAUCACAUGGAUACCUAGCUCUGUGAAUAGGCUGUACUCUCUUGCAAAUGAGGGACAGGUCAGCUAUCCGCUCAGCAUCGCGAGUGGCUGUGUCUUGCCGCUUCAGGGAGUGUGGAAUGCCACCAUCUUCUUCAUGACAAGCUGGAGUGCUCUGUGUGAUGACGUGAAGGCUAUGAGUGUCAGGAUGGGGUACGGGAGGUAUGACUCCUCUCGCGGGACGAAUCGGUUGGCAAGUAGGCUCGGCGUCUCCUCAACAGACACGUGUACUGAGUUCAAGGUGUCCCGUUGCAAUGGUGUUCAAAAUUGCGGCUGCGAGAAUUGCAAGUCUACCAGCUUGCAAAUGGUAGAGCCUUCGAUUUCUCGUGACAGACAUUUCAUUGGGUCUCUGAAGCCACAAGACUGA